Molecule: messenger RNA, 507 nt
Organism: Exophiala xenobiotica
Lineage: Eukaryota; Fungi; Ascomycota; Eurotiomycetes; Chaetothyriales; Herpotrichiellaceae
Exons: 2
Coding region: 1-507 (168 amino acids)
Source: RefSeq, a predicted model, not a curated record
AUGGCCGCCGACCCGCGUGACCCUCCAGGCCUGCGCUGGCUCGAAACGUUGAUUCCAGGCGUGUACUUCCUGUCGGGAUUCGGCUCCUUGAUCACCUUCACUUCCACGGUCGGCAUUUUCGGGUCGCCUCAUCACUACUUCUCCGAAGUCCAAGUCUUUCUUGCUUUGAGCUGGCUCUUUUUCACGCUAUCCCUCGCCCUCGCAACGCUGACGACUAUGGCACUCACGUUUCAGCGGCAGCAUGUCCGUGACGCGUUCGAGCGCGGGUACAAGAGUUGGCGGGGCGGGGCGGGCAAUCGAACCGCCGGUGAAAGAGGGGUUGUCUUCGGAAUUGUCGUGUUGGGAUGUGGCAUGUGGUUGAUGUUGCUUGUCUGUUUGGCCUUUGUGUUUCUGAGUCUGACUGUGGCUGCUUAUUCUCUUGCUGUCGGAUGGAUCAGUUUUGUGGUGAGUGCCGGGAUGAUGGUGUGUACAGUGCUGUUCUGGGUUUUGAUGAGCCAGAGAGAUUGA